UUUCCCGGUCGAAACACGCACAGAUGAUGCGAGCUCGGCGGGCGCUUCCUCGGCUGCGGGUGAGAGGAAUGGACAGACACCGUGGCACGGAGGAAGGAAUCAAAACAGCGGCUAUGUGGUAGUGCUGUAAGCAGUCCGGGACCCGACACCCGUGCGUGAAGGUAGAGUCAAGGUGCUAAAAAUCGAAGCUCGCUCAUAAAAAUGUAAGUGGCAAAACUGCGCGUUAUUAGGAACUUUCAUGACCAAUUUAGCGGAAGCUUACCGAUGCAUGCGCCACCUAUAUACGGCACUGAACAAGGACAAAAAAUAUUAAUGCUUCAUAUUGCUUAAUUUAACCGUACCUUUUACAUAUUCUGCUGGGCGACGCAGUCGUUCGCGCUUGUUUAAUCUUGUGCGAAUCGUUAUAAUGUUACGUUACCACAGGGUGUUGUAGAAGUGGCACGAUUUCUCAGCUGGGCGAAGACGUGCCCAGUGAAAGCGGCGCGCGGCGCUCCGAAGGCUCCGAUACGUAGACGUACAGGCGAACAUCGAGAGAGGCCGGCUGCACUCCUGCGAGCCUGAGCAGCCGUGCAGUUUUGACGCGGCGAACAGUGGCGGCGGCGCCGACGCGCCGUGAUCCCUUUCAGCGGCGAAUCGCGCCCAGGCGACGCUACGAGGGGUGAGCGACUUCAUCGAACAGCCACUGCGUCGUCGUCGGAGACAUUCUGCGGACGCAAGAGCGGCAACAGCUGCUGUGCUCCCUCGCGCCCGAUAUCGCCAUAUGUCGAGUGCCUCGUCGCCGACUCGCCGCACCGUUUCCAGCGCGCGCCUGAGCUGUGCUUCGCGUGAGGCUUCAGGUAAACUGGUGAUAGCCUCAUUGUGCGCUCAGAGUGCGCGAGUGUGUGCCCGGUCAUGCGCGCGGUGGUGUGUUCGGCGAACGCACCUGGAUUCUGUGAGCUUCACUUGUGUGUUUCAAAGUGGCUGAGGUGAAGGCGGAAGAGGGGAACCGUACUGCGCGACAGCGACGUUAUCUUGGUGGGUGCAUGAUUCAGCCAAGGGCGGACCCAUCAACGACGGCAGCGGCCACGUUUUGUUAACUCUCCCGAACCAUCGUCCCGACAUGACAGCGAUACAGCGCUCCGAGUCGGCGACCUGUGAGACCUCGAGAAGCAGGGACGGCGGUGGCUGCUGCUGCCAGGAGGAGUCCUGACCCGGCGGCCGUUGCAGCAGCAGCAGCAGCAGCAUCAGCGCGGCCGGUGGCCAUGUGGGGCCUCGGGUGAUGGGACCCCAAGGGGGAUCGAUGGGCUCCAGCGGAGGGAGCCCUGCCCGGGACGGCCUCAUCUGGGACACCGAGAACCCUGCCGUGCCGGGUUUCUCGCUCCGCGCUGCCUCCCUGGACGCCGCGCUCAGAUUCCUCAUCGACUGCUUCCUACCCAUCGGUGGCCUGGAGGACGACGACAACCGGUUUCCCUACAUCUUCCUCCUCAUGCACCAGUGGUUCAUCAAAUCUGAGAAGCUGGCACGAUGCCUUGUCGACCAAUACAUGACCAGCAAUACUCAGCAUCGAUGCGUGUUGCCAUGUGUUCAUACCCUGCAGCACUCAACGCACUGUCCCAUUUACAAGCACAAGGCACAGGUGUGCCAGGUGUUCAGAUACUGGAUGCUCAAGUUCCCCCAGCACCUGGAGGCCGAGGGCGUGGUGGCGCGGCUGGCGGCGCUGCAGUCGCGCCUGCGCCAGGAGGGCCACUCGGUGCUGGCCGACCUGGUGGACCUGACCCGGAGGCCCUCGCCGCGCUCCGAGUGGGCGCGCGCGGUCUCCGUGCGGCUGCCGCUCGCCAAGCACACGCGCAAGGUGUCGCUUGUGUUCGACCACCUCGAGCCGCGCGAGCUGGCCGACCACCUCACCUACCUGGAGCACAAGGUCAUGAAGCGCAUCACCUUCCUGGACUUCAAGCAGUACGCCGAGCAGGGCACGCUGGCAGAUAACCCUCGCCUGGAGCGCUCCAUCUCGCAGUUCAACGGCCUCUCCCAGUGGACACAGUGCAUGGUGCUCUCGCGGUCCACGCCGCAGCAGCGAGCAGACGUCGUCACAAAGUUCGUCGACGUCGCCAAGAACCUGCUGGAGCUGCAGAACUUCAGCUCCCUGAUGGCCGUCGUCGGCGGUCUGAACCACAGCGCGCUGGCGAGGCUGUCCCAGACGACCACCUGCCUGUCGGGGGAGACGAGGCGGACGCUGGCGCAGUUCGCCGCCCUGCUCUCCUCGGGGGGCAACUUCUGCAACUACCGCAAGGCACUCGCCGAGGCACGUGACUUCCGGAUACCCAUCCUCGGUGUGCACAUGAAGGACCUGAUCUCGGUGCACGUGGCGCUGCCGGACGUCGUCGACGGCAUGAUCAACCUGCGCAAGAUGGCGCAGCUGUCGCACAUAUUCCAGGAACUCUGGGAGCUGCAGCACUCGCCUCCGCCCCUCGACGUCAGCAUGGACCUCAUCAACACGCUCAAGCUCUCCCUAGACACAGCCUACACCGAAGACGAGAUCUUUGAGCUUUCUCUUGCCAGAGAGCCAAAGGCACCCAUGGUAUCUCCGUCGAAGCCGCUCGCUAUGGAAUUUGCAUCCAGAGUCCCGGAAGGAACUGACCUGGCUCUGGUCGAGAAACAGAUCUGCGAUAUGGUGGAGGAGGUGUUCCACGAGUACGACACGGACCGCGACGGCUACCUGAGCCCCGAGGACGUGGCGGCGGUGACGGGCCGCUUCCCUGCGUUGCGGGGCCUGGUGCCCGAGGAGUGCCAGCGGCGGCUGCUGGGCCGUCACGACAUUCGCCGCUUCCUGCUGCGUUCCAACUGGGCCAUGUUCCGACAUGACUUCCACGAGACCACCUACUUCCGGCCCACCUUCUGCAUACACUGCACCGGCCUGCUGUGGGGCUUGAUCAAGCAAGGCUUCAAGUGCAAGAAGUGCGGGAUCAACGCGCACAAGCACUGCCGAGAGCAGGUGCUCGCCGAAUGCCGGCCACUCACGCCGCAGGGCCCGGUGAGGAGCUCGUCCUUCUCCUCUACAGAGUGGAGCGUGCCGAGGCCCAGCCGCCACCAGCACCAACAGCAACCGCAGCAGCCGAGGCGCUUCAAGCAGAGCCGUUCGGAGAGCGAGUCGGCGCCGCUGGUCCAUCGGACCUCCGACACGCGCUGGAAGUCGGAGGACGGCAGAUCGACGGCGACCCAUUCGUACGGCCAGACGGUGCGCAACACGUGAUGCUUGUCGUCACACCACGGGGACCCUCUUUCUCUGGGCCACACCGCAGAACUGCUUGGCCCCCUUCGCUAGCUCGCCCAGCUGCCCCAUUUUCCUGCUCGCCUUGACGACUGCGAGUCUCCAGUGUUGUCUCCCCGAUGAUGGAUGCUCUCCGAAGACCUCCCCAGAAGCGCGGCCCCUCUUCUGCCAUUUCGCGUGGCGCGAUGCGUGAGUUGUUCUUCGUACCUGCGACUCGGGGCGCUACGGUGGCCCCGCCGAACCUCGCGUCGGCUGCCGGGCUCCAGCCUCGGGUGUAUAGCGUGCGCCUCGGCAGCGGUCGGUUGUGCGUCUGCCACCGGUUUGCCGAGCGCCGCAGAAGCUGAUCCAUGUGUGCCUCACAUCCUCCAGAGUGCGCUGGUGGGCCGGGUGGUCGAAAUUCUUGGUUAAGAAACUGAAAAGUCGAGAGAGCCGUUUAUGACUGAUAACACCAAAUCCAUGGCUUAGCAGCGGGAAACUCAACUUACUGGCCGCUCGGCGUAAAAAUAGGAUGCUGUUAUUUCUUGGCAGCUGCAUAAAUAAGUGCGCAUACUCUGUCAUGCUCUGUCAUUACCAGGAGCCGCAGCUGCGGCAAGAAGUGUCGUAAGCGACUGGGCUUUCUUUUUGUUGGAUUACACGUUUCUGAAAAAGACGGUAAGCGUAACAUAGUGACAAAGUUACAAUUAGAGGAGCCACGUUGUAGGUUUGCGCUUCGGUUCUUUGGAGCGGUAUCCAAACUUUCACCAAGUGGUAGGCAUAUCGAACCUGCCGCUGUGAAGCCCUAAAUUUCCUUUCUUUUUUUCUUUGUUUUGUUCGUCGGCGGAACGGCGGCAAUUGUGAAGGUUUCUUUUUCUCUCCCUCGUUAGUCACGUGUGCGCCUCGCAGAAUGUGCGGCACCCUUCCUGUCGGCUCCCGCAGCGCCUGGUAAGCCUCGCAAAUGCACAAAGAGCCACUGCAAGGGCCUUCAUUUUCUAUUCGAGUUGUUUGGAGAACGCGUGCUAUGACUACAUGACGUUGUUAGUAGGCUACAAGUGAGAGAAACGGUUUGCGGCCGAGGGUAUCCGUUCUUGACCCAUGGCUUGCGGCUAUGCGAGCAGACUAUUCGUAGCCUCGGGACGCAGCAUGUUUGUAAGGAAAGUUAAGCGCGUUUUUAACUGGUGUAAGCUGUAAUCAUGUUGACGGGACCUGCAACAAUUCAAACGAAGCCGUGUCGUCGGCCAGUGGCUUCGCCCAGUCGACGCCGAAAGCAUAGCGUCGCUUUCGCCGUUGGGGGACGAGGCGCGAGCUGUGCGGCUUUGCCGAGGAUCGCUCGCCUCCGCGUGUCCGUUCUUCGCGCUGUUGUACAUACUUGGCGUGAUAUGUGUUAGCACACUCGUUCGACUCAUCACAGACGGGCCCUGGUGUUGCCUCGUCGAAGAGUGCGUUUAUUGUUCUCUCCGCGGGCUACAGCACUCUAUCCCCUGCUUGUCACUGCCACGAUUGUCGCUGACGAACGUUGGUAUGUGAAUUAGCAUCGCUCAGUGCGAGAGACUUCGGAGGUCUGAAAAUAUUUGCUGUUGAAAAGGAUGCUACCUUGAAACCUCGCGACGCCUAUGGUAAAUAGUAACCCUGAAGGAGACUACUCCCGUCUCUACCCCCAAAUCGUCUCACCAGUGUUUAAAAGUUUAGCUGGUCGUUUGCCGUUUCACACACUUCCGACAGAUGGCGGUGACUGUCCAGACACGUAGCGGGAAUUGUUAUGUCUCGCGACGUUAAUCAUCAUAAUCAUCUCUAAACGCGAAAGCAAUUACUUGUGUCUCGUUAAAAUGUUGUCAUUCCGACGUCUCGUACUCGUCUUCUAAAACGAGUCACAUCGAUCAUUUCGUCGCCCAAGCUGUGCACUGCGCAUUCCUCGUUCUCCUCAGCGUAUCAUGGCAGUCAGAUUCGUUUCCUCGUAAUAUUCGCGGGUAUCAUCUCUCUCGCGAUAAUUAAAAUAGAGGAGUUUCUGCAAGACUGUCGUGGGAAAUCGGCGUCGUUGCAUUUCUGCUGAUUCCUAGCAGUUGUUCAUAGUCUGCUUUAAAAUUGGCACUAAGAAAGCUCAGUUGAAAUAUUCACGUGUAUGCUUUAAAGAGACCCUAAAGAGCAACAUUAAGUUAUUCUGCUUUCAUAGUAAAUCGAAAAACACGGGCGGCGUCGCCUUGGAAGUUAACCGCGCCAGCUCACCGUGACGUCACAGGUUUUAGCAGCGUCUGCCCGGGCAUAGUUGGCUCUUUGUCGUUAAAGAAGAACUGCGCUGCAUUCUUAUAAGGAACUAAAAAAACACAGUAACAGGAUUCAAGAGCCUUUAUUCCACAGAAACUGCCCGCCUACGAGAAAAUUCGUUGAAACUCUUCACGUCCAAUUGUCGUUCGAGAGCUGAAGGUUCGGCGCGAAAUUCAGAGAAUGGAAGUUUUUGCCUUGCAUUUCUCCACCAAUAAUCGAGCUUCCUCAUCCAGCUAAAUAGAGUUGUCGAAGAAUACGUUAACAUUCUAACGUAGUAAUAUGUGGCUCUUUUGCGUCCCGUUGAUAGUGAGCACUCGCGGUGUCGAAAAAAAUAAUUUGAAGCAGAACUCUGGCCCGCUCAAGCAUUUGUGUCUGAGAAAUUUUCGCGACAUUGUUUCGCUCAAUGCAGGCGAGGGCUUACUCGUGAUGCAUGGAGCCUUCGACUCUUUCGCAAUGCUGCACUUUUUUCUUAUCGCAAGAGUUCUCACGGUGACCUUCGCAUUACGUUUUUGCAUCCGAGGUCUGCAGGCAGUGUUGAUUUACCACCUCUGUUCGUAGAAUAAGGAGAUCUAAGCAUAGCUCUAUGUCGCGAGUUCCUUUCAAGACGUGUGUGUGGUAAAAUAAUUUUUUAUAGUAUCUACUUUCAGGUUUUCGUGGCCCUCAGUGCGCAAAACAGAAAUUUGUUUUUCUGUACCUCGUGAAAUGAUGGUGCACACAGAGUCAAUUUGAGCCAUUAGUUGCUACCAUGCGGCGGUAAAUACAAAUCGCUCAUUUCUAUAAAAAGAAGUGUUUCAGCACCUAUGUUCCAGUGUCCUCCGAAUGACGUGCUGAAUUCAUGUACCUGGUAUUGUCUUCGAGUUAUUUAUGUGUAAUGGCUGCUCGUUGCGACGGAAGUGCAUUGUACGGGUGCGGCUGAAAGUGUGACGCCGCUGAAGUUUUCACCGGUUUAGGUUUUCGUCACUAGCUGUGGCCGAUCGUCCAGCAGGGCAAAACGGUGGUAAUAAUCCGCACUAGACUCAGGUGCCAUUUUUCAUCGAAGUUACAGACUACAUACGAGGCCAAUCGAAUUGCUCUGUCCGGUAUUUUUUACCUCACAUAGUCUCGACCACAGCAGAUUUGCUGCGCUGCAAGAGAACACGUGCACACAGCACACUUGAGAAGCGCAUCGGGAUCCGCAGCGUCAUCGGAAAUUUGAAUGCGCGCAGGUUUUUCUGUAGCUUGUGAUCCUUUUUGACAAGAUGUAGCGAAAGAGGAGAGUGACGGUUUUGAUAUUUAAUACAUUUCUCUCUUCUCUUCCACUUAGAAUGGGGAACAAGGAAAAACUGCACAUGCUAUCGGCCAGCACAAGGCAAUGCGCACGCUAACUAUUUCAGCCUGUAGUUUUUCGGAACACUUAUCGUAAUGUUAGGAACGCCUCACUACCAGAUGGUCGGUAAAGCUCAGAAAAGCAUAUAAAAAAAGCCGCGUUUUUCUUCAGGAAUUCUACACUUUGCAAUGUUAAGUGAAUAUCGUGCUCGAUUGCCAAAACGAAAAAAAAAGGAAAAUGAGAACACGGGGUUUGCUAAUGCUCCAAGUACCUGGUUAAAACUCAUAAAAGCUGUUUUACUAGCGCUUAUCUUAACUCAGCCGAAUCUUUAUCAAGAACUUUUGACACUGCGUAUAGGAUGUUACGUGCUCGAAGUUGUUUAAAACCACAGCUUAAGUCCAAUAUUCGAAGACUACAUUUACAAAGUUUUUCUUAGAAUCUUGAUCCAUAGUUAUCAGCAUAUCUUUACUUUCGCAGCUCGAACACCAGAAAAAGAAAGUUAAUUUGAGAGGUGUUACGGCCAACUGCAUGGUUUACGCAAUAUACAAUGGAAGCUACGAAAGCUUCCUACGUGUGCACAUUUUACUAUUGAAGAGUCGGUUUUACACUGGUCUCAUCACAUUAGCGUUUCUUUUUCACCGGAUAAGACCUUGAUAAGAAUGUUCACCGAAAUAGUAGAGAGUCAAACAGUUGCACAUCAGUGUCGCGAUGCUUCAUUUUCAUUGAAAGCUGGGGCUUCGAACACCUAGACUGCAAUACUUCAAGAAAAGGUGUGGAUUAAUCAAUUUUCAACAUUUAUAAUCUAAGCACUGUUACAGUAAUGCAUCUUCAAGGACGACACGUGAUUGCUGCUCUUAUCAUUCGUAAUUUUACUCAUGAAAAAAGAAGGAUGACGUAGCUAAAUGAGUCCUGCGGAAAUCCUGCGGACAAGGAAGCUUAUACGGAUGGCCCUUACCUCAGUUUGUGCUGCUCAGUGAAUUCUAUUUGUCGUUAAGAGGCACAAAAGAGAAUACCUUUCCGCAUUGACAGACAUUCCGCUGACAGGCUUCCCUCGAGUUUAACACGAGCGCAUUUUGAUUACGACUGAAAGACGUGCGUUUAAGGCAUAUCUUAUUAUUUCUUUAUGGGACCACAGACCACAUUGUUCUCAAGCACGCGCUCUCGUAUCUGUGUUUAGGUUUUCAGUACGGUUCAAGUAGAUGGCGAAGCUGACUGUUCCUACAUUACCUCGGCGCGAUUUGUGACGUAAA
Molecule: messenger RNA, 8041 nt
Organism: Dermacentor albipictus
Lineage: Eukaryota; Metazoa; Arthropoda; Arachnida; Ixodida; Ixodidae
Product: ras guanyl-releasing protein 3-like
Biological process (GO): Ras protein signal transduction; positive regulation of GTPase activity
Cellular component (GO): plasma membrane
Molecular function (GO): calcium ion binding; guanyl-nucleotide exchange factor activity
Source: RefSeq, a predicted model, not a curated record